This is a messenger RNA of Silurus meridionalis, 1002 nucleotides long. RefSeq names its product eukaryotic translation initiation factor 4E family member 1B (gene eif4e1b). Gene Ontology annotation, biological process: translational initiation. Lineage: Eukaryota; Metazoa; Chordata; Actinopteri; Siluriformes; Siluridae. Gene Ontology annotation, cellular component: cytoplasm; eukaryotic translation initiation factor 4F complex. Gene Ontology annotation, molecular function: RNA 7-methylguanosine cap binding; translation initiation factor activity. The record is from RefSeq and is a predicted model, not a curated record. The transcript has 7 exons. Bases 132 to 767 code for a protein of 211 amino acids.
UUCCGUGCUAAAAACUAUUCCAUCCUAGUUAGUAGGGUAGUGCGCGAUUUGGGACGCGGCCCGUCACGAGCGCCUAAAUUGGAGGGCGAAUGGCGGCGUCUCGCAGGUGCGCGCCAUUUUUCUGAUUCAACAUGGCGGCUUGUGCGGUUCAGUUGAUGGACAAACGGCCCCGGAAGCUUGUAGAGAAAAAAGAGACCCCAGUGGUGUUUGUGAAAAAAGUUCUGCAUGCAAGACAUCCGUUACAAAACCGGUGGGCCUUGUGGUUCUACAAGAACGAUAAGAGCAAAAUGUGGCAAGAUAAUCUGAGACUCAUCACCAAGUUUGAUACUGUUGAGGAUUUUUGGGGUGUGGUGCGGGUGCUGAGCUCUCAGCUUCCUCCACCAUUCCUUCCCUUCUUUCCUGCAGGUUGUACCAUAACAUUCAGAAGGCCAGUAAACUCUCGUCAGGGUGCGACUAUUCAGUGUUCAAGGAUGGAAUCGAGCCCAUGUGGGAGGACAGAAGCAAUAAAUGCGGCGGCCGUUGGCUCAUUACGCUCUCCAAACAGCAGAGACACUCUGAUCUCGACCGCUAUUGGCUGGAGACGCUGCUGUGCCUCAUGGGUGAGGGUUUUGGCUCCUACAGUAGAGACGUCUGCGGUGCGGUCAUUAACGUUCGUGCCAAAGGAGACAAAAUCGCCGUCUGGACGACAAACACAGAGAACGCGGAGGCUGUCACGUAUAUCGGGCGGAAAUAUAAAGAGAGUCUCGGCCUUCCAGCGAAGCUUGUGAUUGGAUAUCAGGCUCACGCAGACACGGCCACCAAAAGUAACUCCAUCGCCAAGAACAAAUUUGUUGUCUGAACAGAAGCGUCACUUGCCUUAUUUUCACAUUCAGCACUUUAUUUCCUGUCACUUUUUUUUUUCUUUUAGUUUUGUUUUUGUUCAUUUGUUUGGGAGAGAAAAAAAAAAGUUCUAUGGAGUUUGUUUUUGGUGUAUUUUUCUUCAAACAAUAAAAGUUGCCCAUA